Gavia stellata (red-throated loon) is the source of this 1472-nucleotide messenger RNA. It is a transcript of the gene IL10RB, whose product is annotated as interleukin 10 receptor subunit beta. Lineage: Eukaryota; Metazoa; Chordata; Aves; Gaviiformes; Gaviidae. Gene Ontology annotation, biological process: blood coagulation. The record is from RefSeq and is a predicted model, not a curated record. The coding region runs from base 1 to 1032 and encodes 343 amino acids. Gene Ontology annotation, cellular component: membrane. The transcript has 7 exons. Gene Ontology annotation, molecular function: interleukin-10 receptor activity; protein binding.
AUGGCCGCCGCCCUCCGCUGCGCCCUCUGUAGCUGCCUCCUGCUCUGCGUAUCUGGAAUAGUGCCAAAACCCCAAAACGCAAGAAUUAUUUCAGUUAAUCUUCGUAGCAUUUUACAGUGGGAUGCACCUAGGUUUCAUGAAGGGAAUAUAAGUUACACUGUCCAAUCUAAGAGCAUCAAUUUCCCUGGAGACACAUAUGAAAAUGUGAGCACAAACUUGAGACUCACAGAGUGUGAUGUCUCUUCUCUGUCUGCGUAUGGAGACUACAUUUUACAGGUCAGAGCAGAGUCAGAAAAUAACUAUUCAGACUGGGCGACCAUCAGAUUUAAGCCAAUGGAUGACACAGUCAUUGGGCCACCUGAUGUAAAAGCGAAGUCAGAGUCUGGGUCCCUGCAUGUGGAUUUCAUAGGCCCUUUCGCUGAACAUGAACAUGACAAGUGGCCUCUAAAGCAAUAUUACGGCUCGUGGAAUUACAGAAUACUGUACUGGAAGAAAGGCAGCAAUAAAGAGGUAACUCACAUAGAUACUAGACAUAACUCUGAAAUACUAUCUCAGCUGGAGCCAUGGACGAUAUAUUGUAUUCAAGUGCAAGCAGUUAUCCCCGAGUGGAACAAAACAGGGAAACUGAGCGGAGAGCUUUGUGAGCAGACAACCCACAACGGUGUAACUCCUGUGUGGAUAAUUGUGACCAUUCUUAUAGGAUCAAUGUUGGUUAUUGUAAUAGCUGUUCCUGUUUGUUUCUUUUCCUUUUUGUAUCUGUAUCGACUCACCAAACAUGUUUUCUGCCCUUCGUAUAUUUUCCCACAACACUUGAAAGAGUUUUUGAGCAAGCCUCCCAGUGGUUUGCAAGUUUUUUCUCCACUCCCACAAGAAGAGCAUCUUUUUUAUGACAAGCUAACUGUCAUUUCAGAAGAAUCCAAAAAUCACGGUGAUGAGACUGGGGAUGAGGCCAUUAAGACAACAGAGCACCUUCAGGACUCUGAACAAGCAGAUUCUGAUUCAAGAAUAGUACCAGCUUCAGCAAGGGCUUAAAUGCCCUCCUUGUACUUCACUCGGACCAAAAGAAAAGGAAAUGAGCUGCUGACUUUAUUUUCUUAUUGCUGUAUUCUUAAGACAGUAAAAAUUCAUAUACUGAGAUGUGUACAAGACUUUUGACAGAAUCCUAUUAUUUUUAUAAAGUACAAGAAGCUUGACUAUAAUGAGGAAUUAAAUGAUACGUAAUUUUUGCCACUGUUUGUAGUGGCUCACUGUUAAGUUGUAGCAAUACCUAGGACUGUAUUAUGACAUUAAAUUAAAAAGCAAAUAUAUAUAUAUAAAAAAUACUAGAUAAUUUAACUUUGAUGAACUAUUUAUUGCAAAAGCUAAUAAAAAUGGCAUAUUAUAUAAGGUUUGUAAAAGAAAAUCGUAUUUUGUAAAGAAAGACCUGAUCUGACUUUUUUUUAUGAGAAAUUGUGUGUAUUUCUUAAGGAUAU